CUGCAUUAAACUCAUGAAAGGACCAACUUUCAUUGAAAGGGUGGUCCAUAUGGAAGUUGUGGUACGGGUCCAUCCCAGCGCAUCUUGAAAGGAAAUUACUCGAGCAAGGUGUUUCGUGGACCAAACUGGCAUGGGGGAGGCUGGGGUCAAGAGGAGGAGGAUUUGAUUAGGGCCAUUCUUCCUGUGUCGUCUCACUGUCCUUCUCUUUCAUUGUUUCCCUCUUUCGUCUCUCAAGUUGAUUUUUCGCAGCAAGCAUUGUUCCCUCGGUUGCUUCUCUUUACUUUCCCUCUCUCCGGUACUUCAACAACACCAGCACACUCUACACCAGAGCACGCUAUACUCUGCCAUUACUUCUCUGAGGUCUCAGUCAGUGGCAGGCUCGUAACAAUUAAUGGAGAGAAAACAAGGGUUCUUUUCGGUGGUCAGAGGGCUGUCCCCGGGGAGGUCACGGUCACGGUCUAAAAGUCCGGCCAGGAGUGAAUCCCCAAUGUCGGGCCUGCUCCGUCGGAGGAGGAGGAACCACCAUGUGGUUCCACCGGAGCCUUUCAUUUCUCGAUCGGGGAGUCUGAGGCCGGCGGAGGCCUUGUCGCCGUUGAAAGAAGGGCCCGAUCCGGACGGGGCCGACGGUGGAGAUUCACGAAUGGAAGGCGGGUGGACUCAUUGGAUGAAGGGACAGCUAGCGCGGGGACCGUCCGUAUCAACAUCCGCUUGUAAAGGCUCGGAUCUGAGACUGCUGCUCGGCGUAUUGGGUGCGCCGCUCGCGCCAGUGCACGUUAGCACGUUGGAACCUCUUCCUCACCUCAGUAUCAAAGAUACUCCAAUUGAAUCUUCAUCUGCCCAAUACAUCUUGCAGCAGUAUAUUGCAGCAUCUGGGGGGCAAAAGCUUCAGAACUCGAUCCAUAAUUCUUAUGCUAUGGGAAGGGUGAGGAUGAUAGCUUCUGAGUUUGAGACAGCUAAUAAGGUCACCAGGAAUCGGAACUCUUCUAAGGGUGCAGAUUCUGGAGGGUUUGUUCUGUGGCAGAUGAAUCCAGACAUGUGGUAUGUGGAGCUUGCGCUUGGUGGUAGCAAAGUUCAUGCAGGCUGCAAUGGAAGACUUGUGUGGAGGCAUACACCAUGGCUUGGUGCACAUGCUGCAAAAGGGCCUGUUAGACCGCUACGUCGUGCACUUCAGGGUCUUGAUCCGAAAACCACAGCAAGCAUGUUUACCAAUGCAAGAUGCAUUGGGGAGAAGACGAUAAAUGGUGAGGACUGCUUCAUCCUCAAGCUGUGUGCAGAUCCUGCAACAUUGAAAGCCAGGAGUGAAGGAGCAGCAGAGAUCAUAAGGCAUGUUUUAUUUGGUUAUUUCAGCCAGAAAACUGGACUCCUAGUACAUCUGGAAGACUCACAUUUGACCCGGAUUCAGAACAGUGGAGGUGAUGCUGUGUACUGGGAGACUACGAUCAAUUCAUUCCUUCACGAUUACAGACCUGUAGAAGGAAUUAUGAUUGCUCACUCUGGUCGCUCCAUGGUGACUCUUUUUCGCUUUGGAGAUACAGCAAUGAGCCACACAAGAACCAGGAUGGAAGAGGCAUGGGCUAUUGAGGAAGUGGCAUUCAAUGUGCCUGGCCUGUCAAUGGACUGUUUCAUUCCUCCAGCUGAACUAAGACUGGCUUCUCUCAGCGAAGCCUGUGAGAUCUCUCAGGGUCCCAGGGUAAAACUGCUAUGACCACUGCACUACACCGAUCCAAAAUCACAGCACUAGAUGGAAGCUCGUGAGAGUGGUGGUAACAACACCCGAUGGCAUCUGGAAAUCAUAUUUUGAGCUUUGGAAAAGCAACAGGGAGCUAGGGUAGGUGUUUAGUUUUACUUGACUAACAAUGUAGACGGUUAAUGUACAAGUUUAGCAGUUUCCCAUGGAAGUUUUGGGCAUUGGAUCAAUGCUAUCUGAAUUUGUAAAUAGAGUACAAUCAUCUAAGGUUCCCUCUAAUUAAUAUUAUCACGAUAU
This is a messenger RNA of Rubroshorea leprosula, 1984 nucleotides long. The record is from the annotation of a GenBank genome assembly. Lineage: Eukaryota; Viridiplantae; Streptophyta; Magnoliopsida; Malvales; Dipterocarpaceae.